AAUCCACUGGAGAAGCAUUUCAAGUAGCUGGAAAUGGAAUGAGCAGAGACAGAGGCAGAAAUACAGAGUUGAAAGAACUCUUUCAACGCGUCGCCACUGAAGUGUUUGAGAAAUUGAGGCAUUUGAAGCGUGUACAAAAGGACAGAAAACAUAAAGUCAUGCCUGGAAGAGAACUUCUACUCUGAAGAAACAACAACCGAAGUGUCACAGGAUGAAUCUACGCUAUUUGGAGAGGGAGUAUACAUUUAACUUGCAGCAAUCCCUGGAAGAAAAAUUCUACUAGCAGAGAUGCUCUGAGCAGAGAGAAAGCCUGUCUGUAUAGUGAGAGAAUGAAACCAAUACAUUGAAAAAAACUGAGAAGAGAAAGAGGUAGAGACUUCACCUGAUACAAGCACGCCUGAAACAAGAGACACCUGUAUGAUUCCAUCUUCCCAGAGACGGGCUUUUGCCAUGUUGGCCAGGCUGCUCUCAAACUCCUGGCCUCAAGUGAUCCACCUGCAUCAGCCUCCCAAAGCACUGGGAUUACAGGAGCUAGCAGCCAGUUCUUGUUGAGUUCAAGCCAGUUGAGACCAUCAACUCUUCAACUGAGCCUGCAUGGGGCUGGCCUGUGUAACCAGCAGGAUACUGUGGAAAUGAUGGUGUGAGACUUCAGAGGUUACAGCAACCUCUCUCUUGAAUCAGUUGCUGGGGGUAGACACCUGCCAUGAGUGACGACACUCAAGAACCCUAUGGAGAGGUCCAGGUGCUGAAAAACUGAGGUCUUCUGUCAGCCAGCACUAACUCACCAGGUGCAUGAGGGAGCCUACUCACAAGUGGAUCCUUCAGCCCUGGUUGACAUCUUGACUGCAGCCUCAUGAGAGAUUCCAAGCCAGAACCAUCCUGGAAAAGAAAAGAAUGACUGUGCUGGCUGGGGCGAUUGAUCCUGAUCACCAACUGGAAACUGAACUGCUUUUCCACAAGAGAGGCUCAAGGCUGAUUGUUUCUCUCAGAGGGAACUUUUUGUGGUAUCUUGGAGAUUCUCCUUGCUGGCAUCCUCCACACGCAACUCCCAUGAGACAAGGGAUAUCUCUUUUCCAGUUUGGAAGUGACCCUGAUACCGCGUAGUGUGCUCCGAACACAUGGUGCCCAGGACGAAGGCAGCGUCCAGAAGCCCUGGGUCCCAGCGGUCCGCUCAGCCGCAAGCGCAUAAGGCGGGGCCGGCGCGGGCCUUUCCUUCCAUCGGAACCGUUCUCCCGGGGCUGAGUCCCUGCCCGGACUCCGAACGCCGAAGACCAGGGGCCGGAAGCGCGCGCCGCCACUGCCGCGCCGUGUCGGGAGGGAGGGAGGGAGCAAGCGGGCGAAGCCGCGGAGGACGGGGUGAAGAUGGCGGCCUUCUCCGAGAUGGGUGUAAUGCCUGAGAUUGCACAAGCUGUGGAAGAGAUGGAUUGGCUCCUCCCAACUGAUAUCCAGGCUGAAUCUAUCCCAUUGAUCUUAGGAGGAGGUGAUGUACUUAUGGCUGCAGAAACAGGAAGUGGCAAAACUGGUGCUUUUAGUAUUCCAGUUAUCCAGAUAGUUUAUGAAACUCUGAAAGACCAACAGGAAGGCAAAAAAGGAAAAACAACAAUUAAAACUGGUGCUUCAGUGCUGAACAAAUGGCAGAUGAACCCAUAUGACAGAGGAUCUGCUUUUGCAAUUGGGUCAGAUGGUCUUUGUUGUCAAAGCAGAGAAGUAAAGGAAUGGCAUGGGUGUAGAGCUACUAAAGGAUUAAUGAAAGGGAAACACUACUAUGAAGUAUCCUGUCAUGACCAAGGUUUAUGCAGGGUCGGGUGGUCUACCAUGCAGGCCUCUUUGGACCUAGGUACUGACAAGUUUGGAUUUGGCUUUGGUGGAACAGGAAAGAAAUCCCAUAAUAAACAAUUUGAUAAUUAUGGAGAGGAAUUCACUAUGCAUGAUACCAUUGGAUGUUACCUAGAUAUAGAUAAAGGACAUGUCAAGUUCUCCAAAAAUGGAAAAGAUCUUGGUCUGGCAUUUGAAAUACCACCACAUAUGAAAAACCAAGCCCUCUUUCCUGCCUGUGUUUUGAAGAAUGCUGAACUGAAAUUUAACUUCGGUGAAGAGGAAUUUAAGUUUCCACCAAAAGAUGGCUUUGUUGCUCUUUCCAAGGCACCGGAUGGUUACAUUGUCAAAUCGCAGCACUCAGGUAAUGCACAGGUGACACAAACAAAGUUUCUCCCCAAUGCUCCGAAAGCUCUCAUUGUUGAACCUUCCCGGGAGUUAGCUGAACAAACUUUGAAUAACAUCAAGCAGUUUAAGAAAUAUAUUGAUAAUCCUAAAUUAAGGGAGCUUCUGAUAAUUGGAGGUGUUGCAGCCCGGGAUCAGCUCUCUGUUUUGGAAAAUGGAGUAGAUAUAGUUGUAGGUACUCCGGGAAGACUAGAUGACUUGGUGUCAACUGGAAAGCUGAACUUAUCUCAAGUUAGAUUCCUGGUCCUGGAUGAAGCUGAUGGGCUUCUUUCUCAAGGUUAUUCUGAUUUUAUAAAUAGGAUGCACAAUCAGAUUCCUCAGGUUACUUCUGAUGGAAAAAGACUUCAGGUGAUUGUUUGCUCUGCCACUUUGCAUUCUUUCGAUGUAAAGAAACUGUCUGAGAAGAUAAUGCAUUUUCCUACAUGGGUUGACUUAAAAGGAGAAGACUCUGUUCCAGAUACUGUACACCAUGUUGUUGUCCCAGUAAAUCCCAAAACUGACAGACUCUGGGAAAGGCUUGGAAAGAGCCACAUUAGAACUGAUGAUGUACAUGCAAAAGAUAACACAAGACCUGGUGCUAAUAGUCCAGAGAUGUGGUCUGAAGCUAUUAAAAUCCUGAAAGGGGAGUAUGCUGUCCGGGCAAUCAAGGAACAUAAGAUGGAUCAAGCAAUUAUCUUCUGUAGAACCAAAAUUGACUGUGAUAACUUGGAGCAGUACUUUAUACAACAAGGAGGAGGACCUGAUAAAAAAGGACACCAGUUCUCAUGUGUUUGUCUUCAUGGUGACAGAAAGCCUCAUGAGAGAAAGCAAAACUUGGAAAGAUUUAAGAAAGGAGAUGUAAGAUUCUUGAUUUGCACAGAUGUAGCUGCUAGAGGAAUUGAUAUCCAUGGUGUUCCUUAUGUUAUAAAUGUCACUCUGCCCGAUGAAAAGCAAAACUACGUACAUCGAAUUGGCAGAGUAGGAAGAGCUGAAAGGAUGGGUCUGGCAAUUUCCCUGGUGGCAACAGAAAAAGAAAAGGUUUGGUACCACGUAUGUAGCAGCCGUGGAAAAGGGUGUUAUAACACAAGACUCAAGGAAGAUGGAGGCUGUACCAUAUGGUACAACGAGAUGCAGUUACUAUCUGAGAUAGAAGAACACCUGAACUGUACCAUUUCUCAGGUUGAGCCGGAUAUAAAGGUACCAGUGGAUGAAUUUGAUGGGAAAGUUACCUACGGUCAAAAAAGGGCUGCUGGUGGUGGAAGCUAUAAAGGCCAUGUGGAUAUUUUGGCACCUACUGUUCAAGAGUUGGCUGCCCUUGAAAAGGAGGCACAGACAUCUUUCCUGCAUCUUGGCUACCUUCCUAACCAGCUGUUCAGAACCUUCUGAUUUUUACAUUUACUGAAUAAGAUUUGAGUAAUGAAAGUCUGUAGUCUUAAAACUCUAAAACAGUUGUACUGCUUCCAAGCAGCAGUAUUUAUAGUAACGUAAGCUAUUAAUGCUAACUCUUGCAUGUCAAGAAACAUUAGUCUUAGGAAUUCUUCAAAAAAUGGCAUCCCAAUGAAAAUAAAUUUGAUGACUAUA
Molecule: messenger RNA, 3780 nt
Organism: Pongo pygmaeus (Bornean orangutan)
Lineage: Eukaryota; Metazoa; Chordata; Mammalia; Primates; Hominidae
Gene: DDX1
Product: DEAD-box helicase 1
Exons: 35
Coding region: 1363-3585 (740 amino acids)
Molecular function (GO): nucleic acid binding; RNA helicase activity; protein binding
Source: RefSeq, a predicted model, not a curated record